Messenger RNA from Echinops telfairi (small Madagascar hedgehog), 1791 nucleotides. RefSeq names its product mitochondrial calcium uptake 2 (gene MICU2). Gene Ontology annotation, molecular function: calcium ion binding. The coding region runs from base 1 to 1299 and encodes 432 amino acids. NCBI's taxonomy places the organism in Eukaryota, Metazoa, Chordata, Mammalia, Afrosoricida, Tenrecidae. Gene Ontology annotation, biological process: calcium import into the mitochondrion; mitochondrial calcium ion homeostasis. The transcript is spliced from 11 exons. Gene Ontology annotation, cellular component: uniplex complex. The record is from RefSeq and is a predicted model, not a curated record.
AUGGCGACCGCGGCCGCCCGCGGGGUACUGCUCGCGACCUGGGGCGAGCGCCUGCGGCGUGCGCUCGCAGCCAGCCGGCGGGCCUGGCCGGGCCCCGCAUCCUGGGCGGCGGCCGUGGCCGGAGUGGCGCUGACAGGGGCAGGAGCGGCCUGGUACCAGGGCCGCGUAAAGUUGGCGGCGUCCGAGGGCGGUCUCGCCGUCUUAGCGCAGAAAAAUGUGGACUCGGAUGAGAUGGCAGGGAAGCUAUCCCUUCGAAAGCAGCGCUUCAUGCAGUUUUGCUCCCUGGAACAUGAGGGAGAGCACUACAUGACACCCAGAGACUUCCUCUUCUCCGUGAUGUUUGAGCAGAUGGAACGUAAAACUUUAGUCAAGAAGCUGACAAAAAAGGAUAUCGAGGAUGCAUUGGCAGGAAUCCCAAAAGCUGGUUGUGGCCCUACCUUUUUUAGGGACCUUGGUGAUAAAGGUAAUUUUGAUUUGUUUAUGAAACGGUUAUUCCUCUCUCCCUUCUUUACAGAACCCCACACUGGGUUUCAUGUUGCUUUUAAAAUGCUGGAUUCUGAUGGCAAUGAGAUGGUUGAAAAGAAGGAGUUUUUUAAGCUGCAGAGGAUCAUAAGCAAGCAAGAUGACUUGAAGACAACUCUAGGGAAUGCAGCAGACAGCCAGGAAGCAAAAGAAUCUGAAAUCAACACAACUCUUCAGAUAUGUUUCUUUGGAAAAAGAGGAGAAAGGAAACUUCAUUAUAAAGAAUUUCGGAGGUUUAUGGAAAAUCUACAAACAGAGGUCCAAGAAAUGGAAUUCCUUCAAUUUUCUAGAGGUUUAAACUUCAUGAGAAAAGAAGACUUUGCGGAGUGGCUCCUGUUUUUCACUAACACUGGAAACAAAGACAUUUACUGGAAAAACGUCAGGGAAAAGCUGUCCGCAGGCGAGAGCAUCAGUUUGGAUGAGUUCAAAUCGUUUUGCCAUUUUACGACCCACCUGGAAGACUUUGCUAUUGCCAUGCAGAUGUUUAGUUUAGCUCAUCGCCCUGUCCGCCUGGCCGAGUUCAAGCGGGCCGUGAAAGUCGCCACCGGCCAGGAGCUCUCCAACAAUAUCCUGGACGCCGUCUUCAAGAUCUUUGACGUGGACGGCGACGAGUGUCUGAGUGCUGGAGAGUUCCUCGGCGUGUUGAGAAACAGGAUGCAUCGAGGCUUAUGGGUACCCCAACAACUCAGUGUACAAGAGUACUGGAAAUGCGUAAAGAAAGAAAGCAUUAAAGGAGUGAAAGAAGUCUGGAAACAGUCUGGGAAAAGUCUGUUUUAAACAUAACAAGGGAUGGCAUUGCUCCAGAUGUGUGGAUUUGGGGUGGUUGUCUUAAAGAUGGAGAUCUUCCGUUUUCUUUGUGAUAAAAAGGUGCCUUGUAAUUGCUUUCUGAAUCAAUAUUAAAAGAACCAAUAUUCAAUUCUCUCAGAAGACUAGGAUCGAAGCAAUGUGUUCUGUUUUAAGAAGCCAUUGAGUUCUUAAAACCAUGUGUGUGCUAUACAUGCUUCCAGAAGGGUAAAUAAGUACUUACCGAAAAGAAGUGCUGGAUACACAAGACCAGUCUCCAUUUCCAAAAUUCCCAGUGUUCUGUAUCUGACAACGUGGAUUACAACUUCGAUUCAGGUUUUCUAAUCUGACUCAUAGCUCUUGUAUAUUUUCUAUGGCUUGUGUAUUUUAUUUCCAUUAGCUUAAGUGUGUAUUAGUUAUCUUAAACAGAACAUGUAAAUUUCAAUGUCCUACCUGGAAACAAUAAAAGAAUUGCAUAGACACAAA